AUGAGCUUGCCUGUCACGGGAUUCGCCGUGGCCAGCAACAAGAGGAACCAGGAGUUCCAUGCUCUGUUCAAUCAGAUUGAUGAAGGAGAUUACCUGAUCGAAGAUUACGGAUGCGCCCUUCAGAAGGAUAUUCUUGUACACGGUCGAAUCUACGUAUCUGAACACCACCUUUCUUUCCACUCGAACAUCCUCGGAUGGAUAACCGAUCUGGUCAUCGCCUUUGCGGACAUCACCGCGAUCGAAAAGAAGAUGACUGCCUUCGUCAUUCCAAACGGUAUAUCGAUCACGACUCGUCAGGGCAAGCAAUACGUGUUUGCAUCAUUCAUCGCACGCGACUCCACCUUCGACGUCUUUAUCAAUGUAUGGCGACAAGCGCAUUCUAGAAGCCCUAGCGUCUACGGCGGCGAUGAUGAGAUUACGGAAUCUCCCGUCGGCAUGGUCAACGACGGCAAAACGGGCGCCGCUGCAGCUUCGAACGCCAAACCCAAGUCUACACAAGGUCCUACUAAAUGCGCCUGCGGUGAAAAGGGGGAACAUUACGCCGAGAAGGCCAUGGAAGCCGUAUUCCCGAGUACCCCGGAGAGCAUAUACAACUUGAUGUUCCCGAGUCAAUUCAUCCGAGAAUUCAUGUCGGAAAAUCAAAAAUUGACCGACAUUCAAAUGUCCGACUGGACGCCCAGAGAACCUGGCUCAAAGUUGCUAAAACGCCACUUUAGCUACAUCAAACCGUUGAAUGGCGGCAUCGGACCGAAGCAGACAAAGUGCGAAAUCACCGACGAGCUUGACCAUAUGGAGCCCGACAAGUACAUCUCGAUGUUGACCACCACGAAGACGCCCGAUGUGCCUAGUGGGAACGUGUUCAGCGUUAGGACUUGUACGUGCCUCGUAUGGGCGAGCCCGAGGUCGACCAAAGUCGUCGUGACCACCAAGGUCGAAUGGACCGGGAGAAGCUUUAUCAAAGGGAUCAUCGAAAAGUCGGCAGUCGAUGGACAAAAGACUUAUCAUCGCGACUUGGAGACUGCCAUGCGACAGUACAUCAAGGAACACGCUACCGAAUUCCAGGUCGAAGGCGAUGAUGACGAAGCAGUAGCGGCCGAUACUGUGGUGGAGCCAGUCACAACGGAAGUUGUGCUCGAAGAAAAGGUCGUGGUCGACCAACCCGGACGGCGAAACCGGGAGCACGACGCGAAUGCCUUUCAAGCCGCUUUCGAUUCGGUUGUCGAUGGCAUCCAGAGCCUUUGCGGAGGGAUCUUCGGAAUUGGCAAGAUGGCCGUCGAUGUCCUUCGAGAUAUGCCUUUGAGUUCCGAGGUCUUGGUCGCCCUGCUCGUCGUUGCGCUAUUGGCCAGCAAUAUCUGGACCUAUACGUCGCUCAAGCAGACCAAGAACAUGGUCAAGUAUGACGAGAGACGGGCGAAGCGGGAAGCAAGACUCGGAACGCCGUCGAGUCGUUCCGCUUCACUACAACGCGAACAGAUAACCGCGGCCGUCAAGGCCUACUUCGAGGGACAUCCGCAGGGCUUCGAAGUCGUCGAACCACUCGAGGACCUCGACGCUGAGGUACAAGACUUGAUGGCGCGUUUGAGCCAGAUCGAAGAGAGGGUCGGCUCAGCUCGGUUGCACUUGAUGCAAGGGCAACUCCUCAAAACAGCUGUCGGGGAUCCGAUCACGACAGAGUCAGAGGUCACGACCACCACAUAUGAUCUUGAUUGA
Messenger RNA from Filobasidium floriforme, 1710 nucleotides. Its product is annotated as GRAM-domain-containing protein. Gene Ontology annotation, biological process: intracellular sterol transport. NCBI's taxonomy places the organism in Eukaryota, Fungi, Basidiomycota, Tremellomycetes, Filobasidiales, Filobasidiaceae. Gene Ontology annotation, cellular component: cortical endoplasmic reticulum; endoplasmic reticulum membrane; plasma membrane. Gene Ontology annotation, molecular function: sterol transfer activity; sterol binding. The record is from RefSeq and is a predicted model, not a curated record. The coding region runs from base 1 to 1710 and encodes 569 amino acids. The transcript is spliced from 6 exons.